UAACGAAUUGACGCUCCUUAUCACCAAUACGUAACGCCACUGCUUUCAAUUCAGAGAAUAAGUGGCUAAAUGGAAACAAUUGCUCCUUGGCCUUUAAUUUGAAGGAAGAAGAACAUUAUUUGUAAAUAUAACCUAACUAUUUUUCAAUCAAAUUAAGUGGAAACGCCGAGUUUAUUAUUAAGUGAAAAUAUAAAACAAUUACUGUUUUCAUUGUGUUAUGUCUAACAUUAAAAGACUGUCUCUGGCAAGCUUUUGAAAACCAACAAGAGAGGUAUGGAAGAUUUCGAAUGGAAUGUAUCAAACGAAAUACACUUACUAGAAGCAAUGGUCGGACAUAAACCAGUUGGAAUAAAUAAACACUUUCAAAUGGCAGUUAUCUGGGAGAAAUUAACAACAAAUCUAAACAGAGAUAUACCUAGUGAAAAAAUUUGGUCUCAUUUGGAUGUUCUUUACAAUUUAGAAGCAUUGGAUGACAUGGAGAUAGUUCCUUUUCCUAAUAAUGAAGUAGAUUUUUAUUUACCUGAUGCAGAAUAUGGAGUUUUAAAGGCAAAAAAAGAAGAAAAAUCAGAGGAAAGAAAAAGUCUACAGAAAGGUAGAGAAACUCCAAAAAUGAUAAAGGAAACUAAAAGGGAUGACAAAACAGGUGGAAAGGUGUUCAAAGAAGCUCAAAGAAGGGACAGCAGAGAUAGCGGAAAGGAUUUCAAAACUGCUUUUUCUGGAAAAAAAGAAAUUAAAAAAGAUGUAGAUAAAUCAAAAUCAGUUAAAAGUAGAUCUUCUCUUAGUACACAUUCAAGAGAUGAAGGUAAAAGCUAUAAAAGUAAAGCUGAUGAUACUCCAAGAACAGCUAAACGUCCAACUAGGGGAAGCCUUAAACCUGAUGAUUCUGGUAGUAGUGGAAAGGCCAGUCCUAUCAAUACAACACCUGGAGGGACUAAAAGACGUCGAACUUGAUACUUUACUGACUGAGUGACUAUUAUUAAACACUUCCUUUAUAUUUUUAUUAAUGAUACAGACUGUUUAAUACAAAUGAUAUUUAGGUUUUUAAGACAAACGAAUACAGUUAGUUAUAUAACUUGCAUUGGUAUAUUUUGACUAAUGAACCAUAUAUAGAGUAAUUUUGUAAUAAAUAUUUGUUUAGGAUUUAUACUAAUAGUUUAAUUAGUGGAUACUUCUUGUA
Molecule: messenger RNA, 1177 nt
Organism: Agrilus planipennis (emerald ash borer)
Lineage: Eukaryota; Metazoa; Arthropoda; Insecta; Coleoptera; Buprestidae
Gene: MrgBP
Product: MRG/MORF4L-binding protein
Exons: 2
Coding region: 274-951 (225 amino acids)
Biological process (GO): regulation of transcription by RNA polymerase II
Cellular component (GO): nucleus; NuA4 histone acetyltransferase complex
Source: RefSeq, a predicted model, not a curated record